AUGUUUACCCCUUUUUGGUUCCCGCUCGUUCAUCUCUCUCACGAAGCCAGCGACAAAAGAGCAGCGAAGCAGCUCUCAGAUGGAAUCAAAUUUUUAAGGGUUUUAAGUUUCUCUACCAUGGGCUUGGAUGCAAGGGUUUUUGAGCUAAGCAACAAAUACAAAACUCACCGAGCAUGGGCUAUAUCUAUGCACACUUUUUCUGAUCUAUCACGUGUUUCUCCACUGGUGUUUUUAUACCUCUUGAGAGAAUGUUAUGCUUAUGGUACAUGCAAAGCAACCAGAAAGUUUCGUUCUCUUCAACAACAAAUCCAUCAAGUUUUAUAUAAUGCUCCCCAACCUGGACCAGCCGUUUUUGUUGCUCGCUGCCUCUACAUCUUGCCUAUAUUUGAAUCAUAUUGCGAAGGCUUCAGUCACUUAAUCCUGUCUGCUCUUUGUCGUUUUCUGAAAAGGGGAACCACCCCGGAAGAAGACUUGUUUGAAGCAAAAAUCCUUGCUGUUCAAUUAUUUCUUGGUAUUGUUGGGGGCAGUAUACUUCAUGAUGAGAGGAUUCUUAUUAAGAUACUUGAAGUUUUUGAUGUCGGUUUGGUCAACAUUGAGAAAGUUAUGUGCAAUUCAGAUGUGAAGAAUGGCAACAUUGAGAAAGUUAUGUGCAAUUCAGAUGUGAAGAAUAGCAGUAGUUUAGACGCAUCAAAAGCAUUCAUUGAGCAAUAUAUUUUUGUGUUGUUGGAAUCCCAGUCAUAUAUGACAGCAGUCACGCUGUUAGAACACUUCUCUAUACGCGAGUCUGGGGAGUCUUUUCUGCUUAUAAUGAUGGAAAGCAAACAAUACAGAGCAGCAGAAAAGUGGGCGACGUUUAUGGGGAGGCCAAUAUUGUGUGUCCUUGUCCAGGAAUACAUUGAUAGGAAUCUGUUAAAACAUGCUUACGAGAUUAUAAAGAAAAACAAUCUUCGGAAGGAAUUUCCAGAAGUAUAUCAUAAGGGUAAAGAAAGCUCAUUAAAGAAGCUUGCUGAAAAGGGAUGCUGGGGUGUUGCAGAGGCUAGGACGAACAGUGAUAGACAGCUUCUUGAAUAUUUGGUGGGCAUAUUUCUCUAUGAACAACUAUUAACCUUUUUUCAUUUUUUUGUUUAUUUGGAGUAUGCUUUUUAUAUUCUUAUGCUCUCCCCUUGGAGAUUUGCUGAUCAAGUUUUCGGCGUUAAUGAAAUUCUCCUAUUUCUCAAUUCUCUUUUAAAUCUUGAUUUAGUUUGA
Messenger RNA from Ilex paraguariensis (yerba mate), 1245 nucleotides. The record is from the annotation of a GenBank genome assembly. NCBI's taxonomy places the organism in Eukaryota, Viridiplantae, Streptophyta, Magnoliopsida, Aquifoliales, Aquifoliaceae.